Durotheca rogersii is the source of this 3215-nucleotide messenger RNA. RefSeq lists its product as uncharacterized. The record is from RefSeq and is a predicted model, not a curated record. The coding region runs from base 308 to 3034 and encodes 908 amino acids. NCBI's taxonomy places the organism in Eukaryota, Fungi, Ascomycota, Sordariomycetes, Xylariales, Xylariaceae. The transcript is spliced from 10 exons.
GUGGCUUGGAAGGCUGACUGUCCUCAAAUGUAUGAGAGAGAGGCAUAUUCGGGCUAUCAUUUAUGUUAAUGACGCCCCUUCUACCCUUGGGGUUCACCUAUCAAAAAUCGGGUUUUCCCUCAUAUAGACAGGUUUGGGCCUCUAUAGGUGGCCCGUAAAAGGGUAGCAUCCCUGAUGUGGCUUUGCGAGUCUGCAUAACCACAGCCUCAGAGCCUCGUUGACUAUUUAUUUCAGUCAUUAUUCGUAUCAAGGCAAACCCUCCGGCGUCACAUUGCUUCACAGUCACCAGCUUAUUCCAAUUUCGAAUAUGGCCGAACAGAUUAUACAAAGAGCAUGCAAACGCUUUCGCGAUGAGAUCUCCAUCGAGGAUGCCCAAAGCAUCGAAAGAACAGUCAGGUUAGACGACGUGAAGACGGCUAUCCAGGACGUUGAGCACGAACUUGCUGCGAAGCAGCGCCUGAGAAACCUGCAACGCCUUACACCAUUCGUGGACGCGAUAUACCGCUAUUCCCAAGCUGUAGAGGUAGCAUGUAACGGAACACCAUAUCUCCCUUGGAUCUGGGCGCCCGUCAAGCUUAUUAUCCAGGGUGUGCAUGAAUACACACAUGCUUUGGACAAAGUCUUGAUGGCGUACGGAAAUAUUGGCGCUCACAUGCCGCGCUUCUCCCGAUAUGCCGGUGCCUUCCCCGAGCAUCGGGACUUUCAACAGUUGGUUGCAUUCUUGUUUGAAGACAUUAUCGAGUUCCAUAGGCGAGCUUACUCGAUGAUACGGAAGCCAGAAUGGAAAAUGUGUUUUUCGUCCCUAUGGGGCCGGUUUGAUGCCCGGUUCGGUAGCUUGCUUGAGAGUAUAAAGCAUAACAGCGACUUGAUUGACAGAGAAGCCGUAUCAUUGAAUAUCAUGCAAAUGGCUGAGUCGAGACAGAGGAGUCUUAAAGAAUCCGAAUGCCGAGAGAAGCAAUGGCAGGCUGAGCAAUAUCGGGGACUGUUGAACUGGCUUGAAGCGGGCGAUAAUGUCCAAGAACUGAAGCUAGACUGGUUGGCUAGUCGCUGUUGCACGGACACAUCAGGAUGGAUUGACAAGUCUUCGAGGCUUAGGUCCUGGCUACAGCGCGGCCGCGGAAACGCGGUCUUGUGGUUGCAAGGGAAGCCUGGAUCAGGAAAAUCCGUCCUAAGCGCCCGAGUAAUCAACUAUCUUCGAUCUAAUCGUCACCAUCGGGUAGCAUUCUUCUUUUGCGACUUUUACACUCCAUCAUCAAACGUCACGACCCAUAUCUUCCGGACAAUAUGCUCUCAAAUCGUCGAGAUGGACGACGACUUUGUCCCCUUCCUCUACUCCGAGUAUAUUAGCAAGGGACAAAAGCCUACAAUAAGUGUACUUAAGGAACUCCUACCACGGCUACUACAGCGUUUUGAUGACGUCCGCCUAGUUGUGGAUGGAAUAGACGAGAUUCCCUCGUCGGAGCACAGAAGCUUGAUCAAGGAUCUCAUACAGCUGACGAAAUCGGCUCAGGGUUGCAAGAUCUUGCUUAUAAGUCAGGAAGUCCCCAGCAUAGCGUCAUCAUUGUCCAAGCAGCCGAAAUUAUGCAUCACGGACGAGAAAGCUUUAGUCCAGCAAGACAUAGCUAUGAUGGUUGAUGGUUCACUCGAAGACCUCAAUGGGACGCACGGUGGAAUAAUUGAGAAAGCAGAGCUUCGAAAAUUGAAGAGGGACAUAAUGGAGAAAGCAGAAGGGAUGUUUCUAUGGGUCCGUCUUAUCCUAGACCUCCUAUAUAUGGCGACCAGCACCCAAGACCUUCAUUUCCGAGUUGACAGCCUGCCGAAAGAUUUGGCAGAAGCAUACUCUAAAAUUCUCAGUAAUAUGUGCAGCCGAUGCUUACCUGAAGAUGUCUCAAAAAUAGGCAGAGUGUUCUCAUGGCUCUUGUAUCAAAAGGGGCGGCAUGCGCUGCGAAAGCACCAGAUCCGGCUCUCCAUGGCUCUCCAUUUUGGUUGUGAUGUUCUCGACAAGGAUACGAAACCCUUCCCAGACGCGACUGAUAUUUGCAAACCUCUAAUAGAGGAUGGACUGGAAGAUUCUCUGACCUUCGUCCACUCAACUGUACCUAAGUUUUUGCUCGAGCACGGCAAUAAUAAUCUGCCGUUCAUAAACCCCACCGAGUCACAACACUCAAUCGCAUACGCAUGUGUUUCUCAGUUGAAACAGGGACUCGACCUCCUGACUGGGCCCGAGCAGGAUCCGAUUUCUUUACCGAAGGUUGCCUCCGGCAUUCAUGGCCUCUUACCAUAUGCUACCGAGAAUUGGGUACAUCAUGUGCUGGAGUACGUGGGGAUGCUGGGUAACCCCAUCUCCGAUGGCAGGGAUCCAUUGAUACGGCAGCUCAACGCUCUUUGCCAAAGGAUUGCGGCAUUGGAGCACCAACCCUACUACCACGGAAUCGACGAGGUGAAAAAGCUAGAGCCCCGAUUGCGCUUACUUGAUUCAGUCCGUGAAGUUCAAGGAUUCAUUGCCUAUUUCAUCCAGCUACGUGAGGAUGAGAAAACAUCAACAGUGAUAAACAACACCGCCGAUAUAUUCCGGAGAAGUACUGAGAACUAUCACCGUCUUGGGCAGCAUCUCCUUAAGCAACGCUCUCUUUUGUCGGUCCCCCAGCAGGACUUGGUCAAUUUCCAAGCCGAGUAUGCCCCAACAGCCUUCGUUUGCCAAAAGUCUGGGUGUGAUCGCGCAUACGUGGGCUUUUCGACCCAAAGAUUACUUCGGGACCACGAAAUUCGCCAUACCACAGGGCUUCGGUGCUAUGAAGUAGAGUGUUCAUACAACGAUGUCGGGUUUCCGACCGAAAAGAGUCUGAGAAACCAUAUGAGGAAGCGUCACCCACAUGCAAAGCCAACGGCGGUACCGGUACGCUUGCGAAAUUCUCAGCCGAUCCGGCAGGUCAGUCCAGAAACGGAAAGCCGCACUCUUCAGGAAUACAGGAGGAAGAUGCAUGAUUUCGACCAGCUUUCGAUACAGAGACACAUGUCCAUGAAACAGGCAUAAUAUCGUCGUACGUGAGGUAUUUAGGAAUCGUACGAGAUAAUACGGCUUAAUCCCCGGCCGGCGACCUACUAAAAGAUAAGGCACGGUCAGGAUUGGAUAGCUAAGCACGAAGGUAUAAGGACACCUAAUACUUUUAAUCCGUAAAAUAACGGGCGUUCUUGAUAAGAAGCAGAGGGGUUGA